AUAAGGUCAUAUGACACACUCACCGCUGAAUUACGUCCAGGUGUUCAGCCUGUAUCUCUUCACACUCAGACUGAGGAAGGGCUGCUGCUUCUCUCUGUCUUCAUUUAUUGUUUAAUUACAACACUAACUUGGAUUGCCGUCAACAAGACCUCACAAUGUGCACGUUUUGCAGCUUCAAAUGUUGCUUCGUUUUCUUCAAUAUGCUCUUUUUGGCAUCAGGUGUUGCCCUCAUCGUUAUCGGAGUACUGCAACACUCGACUUACAAACACAUGGGCGAGUUUGCAGGGAGCAGCCUAUCCAAAAUCUCUAUCGUCCUCAUAGCAGUUGGUAUCACCAUAGCCCUCGUCUCGAUCUUGGGCCACUUGGGGGCAUUCUUUAAUAAUUCUUCCAUGGUGUCCUGUUUCAUCUGUAUCCUGAUCGUCAUUAUCAUUCUGGAGCUACUCACAGGGGGCGCCUUCUACAUAUUUCGCAGCCGGACUCUCCUCCUAAAAGUGAAGAAUGCUAUCGACUACGACAGCAAAGCAAGAAGGGUGAUCAAUGAAUACAGCCCGGAGAAGAGACACGCCAUCGACAAAAUUCAGGAAAAGUUCAAAUGCUGCGGUGCAGACGGCCCUGACGACUGGUCCAACAGUGUGGGCUGGGAGAACCACGACGCCGUGCCAGAUUCCUGCUGCGUGCUGAAGGGUCCGGGCUGUGGUCAGGACAAGGACAAAGUGCGCACAAAGGGUUGUAUCCGGGCCAUCAAGCUCUUUCUGUUGAAGAACCUGCUGUGGGUCGGUGCUGUCUGCAUCACUCUGGGAGUCGGAGAGGUUUUUGGAGUGAUAGUCGGGGUGUGCUUGUGUCUGAACAUAAGAGGAAAAAACUAUGAAACCAUGAGCUGAUGUGUCAUCGUGGUCAAGCACAGCCAACGUCCCACAUCAAUGAUAUUUUUUUUCUCUUUUUGCCCAAAUUAGAUGUAUUUUAUUUGCUUUUGCAUGUUUAUUCUUUCUCAAACGUGACAUACAGAUGAGUUGGUGUGACCCUGACACUGAUAGGUUUGACAGUAACUGGUACCUUGUUGCUAUGCUUGCAAACUGUGACUGACAAGUUAUCCAACAGAUGGAAAUCUUUUGGUCUAUUGUGGUGUAUGCCAUUGAAAACACCUGCUG
Messenger RNA from Epinephelus moara (kelp grouper), 1148 nucleotides. RefSeq names its product CD63 antigen-like. The transcript is spliced from 7 exons. The record is from RefSeq and is a predicted model, not a curated record. Gene Ontology annotation, cellular component: membrane. NCBI's taxonomy places the organism in Eukaryota, Metazoa, Chordata, Actinopteri, Perciformes, Serranidae. Bases 156 to 881 code for a protein of 241 amino acids.